This is a messenger RNA of Ornithorhynchus anatinus (platypus), 1979 nucleotides long. RefSeq lists its product as uncharacterized. The record is from RefSeq and is a predicted model, not a curated record. Gene Ontology annotation, biological process: DNA integration. Lineage: Eukaryota; Metazoa; Chordata; Mammalia; Monotremata; Ornithorhynchidae. Gene Ontology annotation, molecular function: RNA stem-loop binding.
CCGAAUGACAUCUGGCAGAUGGAUGUCACCCAUUGGGGGCGCGACUGCGUCCAUGUCUCCGUGGACACUCACUCCGGAUUCCUGAUGGCUACGAAGCAGCCAGGUGAGGCGGUUCGGCACGUGCAGAGCCACCUGUACCACUGGUUUGCCAGUAGCGGAGUGCCAAGGGAGAUCAAGACAGACAAUGGUCCGGCGUACACGUCGCAGACCAUGGCCAAGUUUUUCACGACCUUUGGCAUUAAACAUGUCACCUGCAUUGCCUAUAACCCUAAUGGUCAAGCCAUCGUGGAGCAUGCCAACCGGAUGCUCAGGACCCUCUUGACCAAACAAGGGGUGGGAUGGCGGGUGGGCCAGAGGGAGCUGGACACGGCAGUCUAUACUCAUAGUUUUCUGGGUGUGGACCGAGUCUCUGGCCUCACCCCGGCUAUGCGGCAUCUGUGCGUCGCGGAUAAGUCGGGGUUGCCCUCGCGCUGGACGCAAAUGGAUGACGUGGCUCAACAGGCUAUGUGGAAGGACGCCCAAGUCUUGGGGGACAAUGUCACCACCCUUAUUACUUGGGACAAUCCCAUUCGUAACCACUCCUAUAGUGAGGCCGCCGCCCCGGUCUUGUUUGCAUCUCUGGCCGGUACCCAACAUCCCGGCCUCUGGAAAGCCUUCACUACCUUGAGGACCAUGAACGUGACGGUUCAUUCAUGUCCGUGCAAGGGGCCCUGUCAGGAUUACCCGUAUCGGGUGUGGCGGGCGGUCUUCCGAGAGGGCCUUAACAUCACCCUGGAAUCCACGCCGGAGAACUGUACUGAUUACCGGUACCAUUUCACGGGCCGUAUCUUGAUCCCAUCCCCUUAUGCUUUUUUGCAUUGUCGGCUUGGCUCGAACCGCUCGGUCGAGGGACAUGGGCAAGGGAUAGUCACAUUUCUGGUCUGGCGGCCCGGAUACCUCCUGGUUCCGGUCCGCUCGGCACACCCGUGGUUCUCUUCCCUGUCCGAGCGCAACUGGUAUCACGUGUCGCAAUGGAUCAAGCAACAGAGGCGGGAAUUGUUUGAGGCUGUUUUGGGUAUUGCCAGCCUGGCUUUCUCUGCCUUUCAGGAGUGGCAGAUCCAAAACUUGUUUGAUGGGAUAGGGUAUCUCGGCUCGCAGCUUCAGGCUUUUAUGCAUAGCACUUGUCAGGCCUUCGCGGUACAGCAGCAGCUUGAUGUCUCGCUUCAGCAAGAGGCGACUGGCUCUCCGUUAAGCGUCACUUGGAAGGCCUGUUCUUGGCGGCGAACGUUUCUUCCGAGCUACAGGAGUUGCGGCUUCUGGUCAACAAAUUGCGCGCUCAGGAGCUGAACUUCACCUUGUCCGGCUUGGCCAAGGACUCUCUUGCCACGCUCACCAGCUGGCUGUCUCGACAGGCGCCGGGGGGCCUGCCCCCUUGGCUGUGGCAUGUGGUGACUGCCGCUGGUUUGUUCCUGCUUUGUCUUCUAUGCCUCCCGUGCUUCGUUUGCCUUAUUCUUUGGUUCCUGCGCCAUGCAGUCCGGGACGUGGAGACCGAAUUGUUCGCUCUUCACAUGCGACGGCCCUGUGCGGUCCCCGCAUAAGGGAAAGGGGGAGACGUGGGGGGCCACGGAAGCACGGGGAAUGGCAAGCGGCCGAGCCAAAAAACGAGUACCUAGCAAAUAGGUCCAGGCUGAGAAAAGCAAAUCAGCCUUGGGAGGCCCCCAGGGGUAUGCAGUCACGCACGGCAUCCGAGGUCAGAGAUGUUCCCACGGUAUCCGAGGUCAGAGAUGUUUUCAUCUGGUCUCCCUCUGAUAAGGAAGUCGGGGCACAGGUGUAUGCCAAAUAAACUGGGACGUGUUCUCCUCUCUUAUUGGUGAACGCUGGUUGCCAUGCCACAUGACCCGCUUGGCUGAUAAAAAGAGAAUGCGAGGGGACAACGGGGGCCGCCCCCGCCGCUUUUGGCAUAAUGUAACGGGAACUAAUAAAGCUGCUUCAAGUUUGGU